Molecule: messenger RNA, 1201 nt
Organism: Mangifera indica (mango)
Lineage: Eukaryota; Viridiplantae; Streptophyta; Magnoliopsida; Sapindales; Anacardiaceae
Product: peptidyl-prolyl cis-trans isomerase-like
Exons: 7
Coding region: 144-941 (265 amino acids)
Biological process (GO): protein peptidyl-prolyl isomerization; protein folding
Molecular function (GO): peptidyl-prolyl cis-trans isomerase activity
Source: RefSeq, a predicted model, not a curated record
AUAUUUUGGAGAUCUCGUCGGAGAGCACAACGCCAAUCUAAUUUAAUAUAUAAAGCACAGAGCCCCCCUUUUGUUUAACUAUUUAGUUUUUAUCCAAACCCAAAACGUCCCAGGUCACUCAUAUCUAAAAACAAAACUCUGUUAUGGCUUCCACAUUCGCUAUGCAAAUGCUGCACAACCCUGCCCUCAUUUUACAGGGUAUUUAUAAACAAGAUGUAUCAAAUGUGAGAAUGCCACAUAUGAUGUGCACCAUUUCAAAUUCACAGUCAUGCUACUCCUCAGCUACUUUGAGUUCGUCAGGAAGGGAAUUGACAUCAAGAUUGCUCUAUGCUUCAAGCUUUCCUGUAGUGCACCUUUCUAGAGCUCCUUCAGUUAACUGCCGGAGAAUGAUGUGUGUCAAUGCAAUGGCAAAAGAUCUAGAGCUGCAAGCGAAAGUGACAACCAAGUGCUUCUUUGAUGUAGACAUUGGAGGUGAACCUGCUGGUAGAAUUGUAAUGGGCCUUUUUGGAGAUGUUGUUCCAAAAACUGUUGAGAACUUUCGUGCUUUGUGCACAGGGGAAAAAGGAUACGGUUACAAAGGAUGUUCCUUCCACCGAAUUAUCAAAAAUUUCAUGAUUCAGGGAGGAGACUUCACCAAAGGAGAUGGAACUGGUGGAAUGAGUAUCUAUGGUUCCACUUUUGAAGAUGAAAGCUUUGCCUUGAAGCAUAUUGGAUCAGGAGUGUUGAGUAUGGCGAAUGCAGGUCCUAAUACUAAUGGGAGCCAAUUUUUCAUAUGCACUGUGAAGACACCAUGGUUGGACAACCGGCAUGUUGUUUUUGGAGAAGUUAUUGAUGGAAUGGAUGUUGUUCGCAAACUUGAAUUACAAGAGACAAGCAGGUCAGAUUACCCUCAGAAGCCAUGCAGAAUUGUCAACUGUGGCGAGCUACCUAUAGAUGGUUGAUCUGCCUGCGUUACCAGCCUACAUCCCAUGAAUAAAAUUUGUACUGUUAAGACUCAAAAUCAUUAACACUUUUUUCUUUCGUUGGGCAUGGAUUUGUAUCGCAUUAUGCAUCUUAAGCAUGGCCCAAUUUUGUUAAAGGUAUCUCUAUCUCCUACAAUACUUUUGUGGCAUAUGGUACAUGUGGAUGUAUUAUCAUGAGACAAAUUCUGAUUGCUUUACAUCUCGAAUUAACAGAAACUAUAACACAGCAAUUUCAAGCC